Messenger RNA from Parasteatoda tepidariorum (common house spider), 2072 nucleotides. NCBI's taxonomy places the organism in Eukaryota, Metazoa, Arthropoda, Arachnida, Araneae, Theridiidae. The record is from RefSeq and is a predicted model, not a curated record.
UUUCGUCUCUAUCGCGAUUGCGACAUUAUUAAAAACCGAAACCGUGAUAAGUUUUGUUAUUAAAUUUAUUGCAUGUAUUUUUGAUGGUGACUAAUUUAUCUGUUUUUAAAAUAGGUUCGCUUAUUUAAUGUAUUAAAAUAGCAAAUUAAAAUAGGUUAUCAUGCCUAACAACAAUGUGUCUGGAAGUGUUCGUUUUGCAAAUUCUAACUUUCAAGUGGUUCAGAACAGUGGAUCUACUUUACCUGUUGAUUAUUCUUAUGAAGAAGAAAGAAUAAAGUCCUUCGUGCCUUGGCCUGUACAUUAUCCCGUUGAUCCAUUACGCUUAUCAAAAGCAGGGUUUUAUUAUGCUGGUAAUGAAGAUGAAGUUAUUUGUUUCAGCUGUCAUGGUCAUAUCAAAGAUUGGAAUUAUGGAGAUAUUGUACAAAAAAAGCAUUCAACGUUAUUUCCUAAUUGCGAUUUUGUCAAUGGAAGGUCAAGAAAUGUUCCUAUAGUUAACAAAAAAAAUCAAAAGCAAGGCAGUCCUGACUCUAAACAAAAAGCUCCAACUUCUGAAAGUACAAAAUAUUUAGCUGAAAUCAUGAAAAACAUUAAUUAUAAUAAAAUGAAAACACUUGAUGAUCGAUUAAAAUCAUUUGAAAAACAGUGGCCACUUAACAAUAUCGAUAUUUCAAAACUUGCUGCUGCUGGUUUUUUUUAUCUUGGUGUGGAAGAUAAGGUGCAAUGUCCAUUUUGUAAAGGCAUAGUUAGUAACUGGGAAUCUAAAGAUGAUCCUUUUGAGGAGCAUAAGAAACAUUUUCCUUGGUGUGAUUAUUUGUCAGAUGAAAAUCACACAAUUGAGAAGUUGCCUUGGUUUCAUUCUAAAUCUGAAGAUUUGUGUGGAAAUAUGCAAAAACAUGUACUUGAACAAGCAUCAGUAAAAUCAAAACUUUUAGAUCAAGAUCAAGAACAUUUAAAUUUAGAGCAACUUGGCAUACAUUUAUAUAGCAGUCCUGCUCAUCCACAACAAGCAAGUCUGAGUGCACGCUUACGCUCCUUUACAGCCUGGCCCAAAACAGCUCCUGUGUCCAAAGAGGACUUGGCAAAUGCAGGAUUUUUUUACAUAGGUAUUGGGGAUCAUACUAAGUGCUUUCACUGUAAUGGAGGUUUGUGUAAUUGGGAAGUUGGAGAUGAUCCUUGGGUAGAACAUGCAAAAUGGUUUUGUAACUGUCACUUCUUAAGGCUGAACAAAGGAGAUGAAUUUGUUGAAGAAGUUUUGAAAACUAAUGUUCCUGAAAAUAUGCUGGAAAAGAAAGCUGAAGAUGUAUCCAAAUUUUUUUGUUCUGAUACUUUAUUGGCCAAAGUCGAUGAAGCAAUGGCCUCUAGUGCUGUGAAAUAUGUUCUUGAUUCUGGUUUAUUUCCCCAUUAUAUUGUCCGAGUUGCUGUAUUAAGACAAAUAGAAGAAACUGGCUCUAGUUUCUCUGAUUUAAAUGAUCUAUGUUCUGCAGUUUCAUGCUUGAAAGAUGAAAUGGAAAAACUUCCUGUAGAUAGGGAGAAAUCUGCUGAAAGUCUCAAUUUAAAUGAACUUGAUAUCAGAAAGUGUACGAUCAGUGAGAUGAACCAAGAGCAAAGUUCUGCUGCUGAAGGUCAUUCACAAGGCUCACUUCAGGGAAUUCAUGAAUCAGCUGACUGUAGUAGUACGAAAACUAAACUAGUCCCCCAAAAAUGUGCAGACAAGAGUGAAACUUCUGGAGACCACUGUUUGUGUAAAAUAUGUAUGGAUAAAGAAGUCGGUGUAGUUUUCCUUCCUUGUGGUCAUCUUCUUGCCUGUACAGAGUGUGCAGGAGCUAUGGAACUUUGUCCUAUGUGCCGGAAGCCCAUUCAAGCAACUAUCAGAGCAUAUCUUCCAUAGCUUUAUAAAAUGUGAUUAUAUAGCUGUAUAAACACUAUUUCAUUAUGUAGCUUUUUCAUUAUGUAGCUUUUUCAUUAUGUAGCUAUUUCAUUAUGUAGCUAUUUCAUUAUGUAGUCAUUUUAUUGUGUAGCUAUUGCAUUGUAUAGCUAAGCUUUAUAAAGAAAUAAAUAUUUUGUGAUCUGUG